Messenger RNA from Didymosphaeria variabile, 1437 nucleotides. RefSeq lists its product as uncharacterized. The transcript has 5 exons. The record is from RefSeq and is a predicted model, not a curated record. Gene Ontology annotation, molecular function: aldehyde dehydrogenase (NAD+) activity. NCBI's taxonomy places the organism in Eukaryota, Fungi, Ascomycota, Dothideomycetes, Pleosporales, Didymosphaeriaceae. The coding region runs from base 1 to 1437 and encodes 478 amino acids.
AUGGUCGAACACUCGCACUUCAUCAACAACGAGUGGGUCGCCGGCUCUUCGUCCGCAACCUACGAGGUUUUCAAUCCCGCCACCGACGAGUCUGUCGGCAAGAUCAACUGCGCCCGCGAGACUGAAGUCGAUGCUGCCGUCGCCGCCGCCCGCGCGGCCUUCGAGCCAUGGGCAGCUACGCCUGCUGCCAAGCGUGCAGCUCUGCUCAACAAGUUCGCCGAUCUCAUCGAUGCCAACAAGGAUGAGCUUGUCAAGGAAGAGGUAAAAGCUAUGGGCCAGCCGGCUUCAAUUGCCGGCGGAUUCGUCGUCCCUGUCACAUCGCAGACGUUCAGAUACUACGCUGGUUGGGCGGAUAAGAUUGAGGGUCAGGCUUUUCUUUCCGAGGACAACCGGCUCAAUAUCGUUCAGUAUGAGCCGAUUGGCGUGUGUGCUGGUAUUGGGCCUUGGAAUGUCACUAUUUCAACACUGUCCUGGAAGGUAGCUCCUGCAUUGGCUACGGGUAACACGGUUGUCUACAAGACUUCAGAGAAGUCGCCCUUCAGCGUGCUUGUCAUCGCGCGAUUGAUAAAAGAGGCUGGAUUCCCUGCUGGUGUAUUCAACGUUGUUUCUGGAGACGGCACAACUGGCGCUCUCAUGGCGUCGCAUAUGGACAUCGAUAAGAUAUCCUUCACCGGCAGUGGACCAAGUGGGCGCAGGGUUAUCGAGGCAGCAGCUAAGAGCAACUUGAAGAAGGUCACCCUCGAGCUGGGCGGCAAGUCGCCCUCUCUUGUCUUCGACGACGCAGACAUCGAGAGCGCCUUGACUGGAAACUCCCAAGGCUUCCUCUUCAACUCCGGCCAAGUCUGCGUCGCAGCCUCCCGGCUCUUCGUCCAAAAGUCCAUCGCCGACAAAUUCAUCGAAGGCCUCAAAGCGCGCUUCACAGGCUUCGACGGCGCCGUCGGCGACCCCAACUCGCCCAACACAUUUAUCGGUCCUCUCGCCGAUAAGGCCCAGCUGGAGCGCGUCAUGGGGUACAUCGCGGCAGGCAAGUCAGAAGCGAAGCUGCUCGUUGGCGGCGAGCGCAAAGGCGACAAGGGAACCUUCGUGCAGCCUACCAUCUUCCUGAACCCAGCGAAGGAUGCGCGGAUCUACAAGGAGGAAAUCUUCGGGCCGGUGCUGAGCGUCUUGACGUUUGAGACUGAGGAGGAGGCUAUCAAGUUGGCGAAUGAUACUAGUUACGGACUGUCCGCAACGGUUUAUACCGGCAGCACAGGCCGUGCGGUAAGGGUAGCUUCUAAGAUCAAGGCUGGUACCGUCGGUGUGAAUGCGCCUUUCAUGCCGAAUCUUGGGUCGCCGUUUGGAGGGUACAAGCAGAGCGGUCAGGGUAGGGAGCUUGGUAAGGAGGGGCUGUAUGCGUAUUUGCAGGCGAAGAGUAUUAGCAUUAGCUUGGCUGUGUAA